UUUCGUUUUUUAAUCGAUCGACGAUCGAUCACGUAACGCGUAUCUGUCAUCAAGAAUCCUUAUACUUAUCAAGAAUCGAUAUAAAGUUAUAAAAGUAAGUUGUUGGCCGUUUCGCCGAUCGACGAUUUAUAUUUUAAUCCUCAACCUUCUCCGUCCGGCCAUCUUCGAUUCAUCUACAUAUGUAUAUCUGUUCCUAUAGGUAUCUAUUCUCCUCUCUUCUCCUUUCUUCCCGUUACCUUCGCCUUCGCUGAUCGUACGAGUUUAUUGUCGCCUGUAACUCGUUCGCGAAAAUUGCUUCUGAAAGUAUUUCUCACGGUUUCGUAAAAAUUACGCGAGACGGAAAAAUAUGGUGGGAGUGGGGUUGGGAGGGAGAGAAGUUUUUAAAGAAAGGAGGACAGAAAGUAAAAGAGAAGGAUCGAAAGUGUACGAUUUACUGACGAUAAUAAAUGUAAACAGGACGAGAGCGAGAUGGGUCGGAAGAAGACUCGAAGCAAAGAGUCCCGUUCGCGAGCAAAAAUAUCGAAGGAUAAGCAGAGCUGCGUGGGAUCGGGAAUUGUCGAGGAGAAAGAAGAAAGAAGGGGGCGAGCGGUCGAAGAAAACGCGAACUUACCGAUCGGAGUUUAUGCUCGAUUGACGUAUCCUUUGCUGCCUACUCGUCCUUCGGCGGAGGAUGAAGAGGAAGAAGAGGAGGAGGAGGAGGAGGAGGAGGAGGGCGUAGAGCUGUGCGUCCGGCCACGAUUCGUAUUCGUGUCGAGUCUUUGCGCGGUCUGCUCUGAAAAACGGCAAAUAUAUUGCGACGGUUGUCGAAUGGUGUCUUAUUGUUCGAAGGCGCAUCGAUCGAAAGGACUAGCGGAGCAUCGCGAGUUGUGCGAGGCUUUGAAGGAGAUUCGAGGGUCGAUCGCGACGACACUGUCCAACGGGUCGAGUGCGCGACUGGACCCGGAACAGUAUCGCGCUUACCGAGUUCGGUUGCUCGGCGUACUUCAGUCGAGAAUUCGUAGACCGUUGAAACUUUGGGAAACGGAGAUCGUACUGUAUCCUAUGGUUUGCCGUAGUUGUCGUCGUUUUAGCGAGGAUCUGGUCUGCUGCGCGAACUGCGGGAUGGAAUGUUACUGCGAAGAACACGCGACGAGCCACGAAAUAUGGUGUAAAGAGUUCCGUACGUUGCAACGAUGUUUGCUGCUGCAACACGAGCACGGUUCGGUGAUUCCAAGAAUCCCGAACGUGCGUCGAACGAUCGAAAUCGCGCGAGCGGAUCUUGACUUUGACCAAUUGAUGGUUCGCGUCUACGGAAACGAUCGAUAUUACCGCGAGAUGGAUUGCUACACGUAUUCCGUGUUGUCUCACGUCUGCACGAUUCCGUUGACGGCCCUUUACGCUACGCAAAUUUCUUCUCCGGACUGGUCGAACAAAACCGAUUGGACGAUACACGUGAUCGGGGCGGAAUUUCACUUCGAGGGGAUUAACUUGCAUGUCUGGGAAAAAAUGUUUCUUCAUUUUAUACCGAAUCUGAAGAGGCUACUCGUCGCGCUGAUCGGUCCGGAAUUAAAAUUACCGAGCGGUGUGCCUGCCGAAGUUCUAUCGAAGGUAAAACUUUGUCGGGAGUGCAAAUCUGCCGGUAGAACCGUGAUCGUUCGAUUUCAACCGGAAACGCUUUAUCACGAAUUAAAUUGGGGGUCAAGGACGAAAUCGAACAUCGGCGAGGCUGAUCUGAUUUGCAUUUUCAAUCCCGGCCUUUAUCGGAAAACUGGAUUCGCGGGUCAAGAUAGUUGGUUCGAGACCAUCAAAGAAUUUUGCGGACGAUCGACCCCGGUUGUUAUUACCUCUUACACCGUGGACGAGAUGCACUGGGAAAUAGCUCGAUUAAAGUCCAUAACGGACGUCGAGGUUCUUUUAGAACCGCGACAAAAUCCGUUUGCUUCGAUCAAGCCGGAUCGAAACUUUGUUACCGAUCACUCGAAUCCUCUUAUUUAUAAGAAUUAUUACGUUUCCAUCGUUCGAGGAAAACCGGCUCCCUCGUGAUUCGAUAAUUCGGUAAUUUG
Messenger RNA from Megachile rotundata (alfalfa leafcutting bee), 2042 nucleotides. RefSeq lists its product as uncharacterized. The record is from RefSeq and is a predicted model, not a curated record. NCBI's taxonomy places the organism in Eukaryota, Metazoa, Arthropoda, Insecta, Hymenoptera, Megachilidae.